Molecule: messenger RNA, 1359 nt
Organism: Oncorhynchus masou masou (cherry salmon)
Lineage: Eukaryota; Metazoa; Chordata; Actinopteri; Salmoniformes; Salmonidae
Gene: tfe3b
Product: transcription factor binding to IGHM enhancer 3b
Exons: 8
Coding region: 1-1359 (452 amino acids)
Biological process (GO): regulation of transcription by RNA polymerase II
Cellular component (GO): nucleus
Molecular function (GO): protein dimerization activity; RNA polymerase II cis-regulatory region sequence-specific DNA binding; DNA-binding transcription factor activity, RNA polymerase II-specific
Source: RefSeq, a predicted model, not a curated record
AUGUCGUCACGCGUGUUUCUUCGGCAGCAGCUGAUGCGGGGUCAAGCCCAGGAGCAAGAGAGACAGGAGGUCCAGGAGCAGGCCUCUGUGGCUCAGCUGAAGGCAACUGACUCCACCCCUGCUAUCGCUGUCACUCUGCCCCCAAUAGCUGCUCGCCCUCUUUCCGCACAGGUGCCCGUGGAGGUUUUGAAGGUGCAGACCCACCUGGAGAACCCCACCAAGUUUCACAUCCAGCAGUCUCAGAGGCAGCAGGUGAAGCAGCAUCUCUCUGCCACCCUCUGCAAUAAGGUGGCAAUUCAGACCCUGGGUGUGUCUCCCCUGGCCCUGUCUAGCUCUGCCCCUGAGAUGGAUCCCAUAGUCCGCAGUGCUCCCAACAGCUCCAUGGCUUCACACAACCUGGGAUCCAACAAAGAGGAGAUAGAUGGUGUAAUUGAUGACAUCAUCAGCCUUGAAUCAAGUUUCAGUGACGAUUUCAUGACAUUAAUUGAAUUGGGGCUACAGCUGCCUAGUACACUCCCCUGGAACCUCCUGGAAAUUAACCAUAGUCCUGGAAUGGCAGCACCUACCCUCACUGUCAGCAACUCCUGCCCUCCGGAUCUAACCAAUAUUAAAAGGGAAUACUCUGAUGCAGAUAACAAAGCGCGGGUGAAAGAGAGACAGAAGAAAGACAACCAUAACCUCAUUGAGAGGAAGCGGAGGUUUAACAUCAAUGACCGCAUAACAGAGCUGGGGUCCAUAAUACCCAAUUCAAGGGACUUGGAGUUGCGCUGGAAUAAGGGCACCAUUCUGAAGGCCUCAGUGGACUACAUCAGGAAGCUGCAGAAGGAGCAGCAGAGAGCCAAGGAGGUAGAGAUGCGUCAGAAGAAGCUGGAACAUGCUAACCACUGCUUGAUGCUGCGCAUCCAGGAGUUGGAAGUGCAGGCUCAGCUUCAUGGACUCUCCAGCCCGAUGUCCUAUGGUCUGAGUUCAGACCCCUCCUUUCUCCAGCAGCUGUACCUUCAGCAGGGAGGUCAUAUACUUGGGCCCAGAACUGGAGUGGCCUGCUCCCAAACCUUUCUCAGCCUGGGUGAUGCAGCCAUGGCACAACCCAUCCCUACCUCCUUCCUCUCUCCACCCUCCUCUGACUCCCCUGUGGGUGUGACCAUAGGCAGCCCCCUCGACCUGGGCAGUCUGCGCUUUGCCGAGCUGGAUGACCCCUCCAAUGCUGGGCUGUUCCCAGGCGUGGGGUUGGGGGACAUCGUCAUGGAUGAGGGGUGCACACGGUCCCCUGAGAGGGUGGACCCACUGUUUUUUGUGUCACCAGGUGCCUCAAAGACCAGCAGUCGUAGGAGCAGCUUCAGCAUGGAGGAGGACUUGUAA